AUGCGAGUAAAGGCAAAAUUCGCAGAUGAGAACGGCUACAACCAUCCCCUGACUCUGCUCGCGGCGGGAGCUAUAGCGGGCGUGCCGGCCGCCUCGCUCGUCACGCCCGCUGACGUCAUCAAGACACGCCUACAGGUAGUAGCUCGAUCAGGUCAAACGACAUACAAUGGUGUGAUCGACGCUACCAGGAAGAUAUACGCCGAAGAAGGUGCUAGAGCUUUCUGGAAGGGGGCUAUAGCCCGUGUGUUCCGCUCGUCGCCACAGUUCGCGGUGACACUCGUGACGUACGAAAUUCUUCAGCGCCUCUUCUAUGUGGACUUUGGAGGAUCACGACCAGCGGGUUCAGAGCAGACCAUAUCGACGCCGAUAGAGGAGUCAGCACCGAAGCCGCACCACAUCGGCGGCUACCAGGUAGCGGCGCCCGUGCUCACCGGCCUCGAGACCAAGUUCGGUAUAUCUCUACCGAGAUUCUCCUUCAAACAG
Brenthis ino (lesser marbled fritillary) is the source of this 483-nucleotide messenger RNA. NCBI's taxonomy places the organism in Eukaryota, Metazoa, Arthropoda, Insecta, Lepidoptera, Nymphalidae. The record is from the annotation of a GenBank genome assembly.